AUGACCGGUGUCACAAUGACCGGCAACAGCUUACACAUGUUACGGAGCAUCCUUCCCCGGUGGCGAAACAACUCAACAUUUCUGUACCGAACGUUAGUGAACGAUGCCGCAGCGCUUCAGCUCAAACCAUCGCGUGGUCGUAAACCAAAAGCAAUAAUCACAUCCACUACCAGUGCCGAACAUGCUAUACCGAAGGACAUACUCGAACACUUUCAAACCGCCGAAGGGAUGGACGCGUCCGUGCUGAAACAUUUCCCAUCAUCGAUACUGCGUAAAAGUUCCCUUAACACGGAACGAUUUUACAUCGCAAAUCGAGCAACGGCAGAACGAAUUGCGGACAUUAUAGCGCACGAUCUUCCACCCGAUCGACCAUUGCUGGAAAUAAAUCCUGGCCCGGGUCUGCUUACCAAGGAACUGCUGAAACGGAAUAUUACCAAUCUGCGCCUUUACGAAACGGAAUCCGCUUUCGAAGCACGGCUACGAUCAUCCUUCCAAUUACCGCACGAUGCCCUUCAAAUAGGAGAUUUCAAUGGAUUAUGGCGAUUGUCGUAUCUGGACGGACAGGACAAUGGUCGACGGGUGUUGAAACUAUUGGCCGGCAUACCACAGAGGAAGUGGCCGGAUGAGGUUGCCUUCCGAUUGUUUUCCAUAGUAGGAACGAUAAAGUUUUUGCGCUAUCUUAUGAACUCGAUCACACAUCAGUCGGAAUUUUAUUUGCUCGGACGGUACGAGAUGUUUCUCGCAAUGUCACCGUUACUAUACGCGCAAAUAGCCGCAACCAAAGACGGCGGAUACAAACUGUACCGGGGAUGUACGGUCGUGUUUCAGGUGUACUUUGAGCACGAAUUGUUGGGAAAAAUACCGCGCAAACACUUGCUGCCCUGGUACACCGCGGGCAGCACAAAAAAAGUCCGUACCCUGCACCAAAAGCUAAUCGAGGAUGGUGCAGAAGAGUGGUGUUUGGUGAAGAUAGUACCAAGGCAAAAUUUGCACGAACAUCUACUUCCAGACAAUUUCGGCCUAUUUGCUUCGUUCGUAACGCAACAUUACAUAAGCAGACGGAAUCGAAUAAUCCCAUCGCUAGAACACUGGAUACCACACUGUGGAGCAAGAUUAAUCCUAAACGCUAACUAUACGCGAAAAAGAACCACGAAAAAAGGAACCGCACCGGCUGUGUGCCUACCGAGCCAGCUGCCCAAAUCGAUGCCUCUGUCAUCGAACGAUUAUCCGACCAACAUGAACAUUUACACCGAGUUUGGUGAACUGACGCCCAUGCAGGCGCUAACACUGUUUAAUGAAUUUAUCAACUGGUCUGAGUUCCAUCAGUCACCGUUUAUGCAGGCGGUGGAAAGUCAAAAGCACAAGCAGCGCCUUAUGCGCACUCUAGAUGAAGACGAUCCGGUCGAGGAGGCCACCGAACCGGUGAAGAAACGAUCCGAUUCGUAG
Messenger RNA from Anopheles maculipalpis, 1446 nucleotides. RefSeq names its product dimethyladenosine transferase 2, mitochondrial (gene mtTFB2). The coding region runs from base 1 to 1446 and encodes 481 amino acids. Gene Ontology annotation, biological process: transcription initiation at mitochondrial promoter; rRNA methylation. The record is from RefSeq and is a predicted model, not a curated record. Gene Ontology annotation, cellular component: mitochondrial matrix. Lineage: Eukaryota; Metazoa; Arthropoda; Insecta; Diptera; Culicidae. Gene Ontology annotation, molecular function: mitochondrial transcription factor activity; rRNA (adenine-N6,N6-)-dimethyltransferase activity. The transcript has 3 exons.